Messenger RNA from Lontra canadensis (Northern American river otter), 755 nucleotides. RefSeq names its product autophagy-related protein 11-like. Bases 1 to 570 code for a protein of 189 amino acids. The record is from RefSeq and is a predicted model, not a curated record. Lineage: Eukaryota; Metazoa; Chordata; Mammalia; Carnivora; Mustelidae. The transcript has 4 exons.
AUGCAUCAGCCCGGCCCACAGAGGGAAAAGGGAGGGGAAGCUGGCGAAGUGCAGCCGCAGGCCCGGUCGCCGCCCCGGAACGGCGCCGCCGCCUGGGGAGGGGUGGGCAACGGCUGGCGUCGAGUCGAGACUCCCUCGGGCCGCGCCGUCCCGCUCUACCAGCCCCGGAAAAAUACCGAAUCUAGGAGCCGGGAACCAGCUCCAGAGGCCACCGCCACUGCGCUCCACAGCCCCCAGACCCCGGCUGACGUCAUACGUGACGCUGCGGCGGGCGGGAGCGGGGACGGCGCAGGAGGGCGUUUCCGGAGCACGCGCCCGGCGAGGGCCGCUGACGUCGGGCUCAGGUGCGCGCGCUUGCCCGCCCGCCCGAGCGCCGCCCAGGUGGCGGCCCGCAGCGCCAGGUGGCGGCCGGCAGCGGGCCGCUGCGAGAGGGUGAGAGUCCGCGCCUCCGAGGGAGCCGCCCCCGCCUCGGCCCGCGCCCUGCGGGGCCCCACCGCACCGGAGGGGAUGGAGAGCCGGCCCCGAGGCCCCAGCUCGGCCCGCGAUCCCACGCUGGCCGGCCCUCGUUAGCUGCUCGAAUUGUGCGUUUUACCCACCACCUUAGGCCUUGUCUCCUGAGUCUGUGGCGUUUGCGGUUUGAAAGAAAUGGAAGAAAAGGAGCGAUGUGACCAAUUCCGUUCAGUCCUCCUGCAUUGAGGCCUGGUUGGCAUUUGCAGAGAGGAAAAUACGGCAAGAAAAUUGUGGGUUUUGUUUUG